AGUUCUCAUCUGAGCAGCUGAGCUGAGGCGGCGGGCUUUCUCAAUAUUCAAUAGUUAGCAAGAAUGAACACCGCUACUCGUCGAGCACGAAAUAAACGUCCAAGGCCGAUAGAUGUUAUUGAGGAUGAGGAAGAAGGCAACAGCACAGGUAAGCUCCUGUACAAAAGCCAUAUAUGUUGCUUGGAACGUGUAUUUGUUUACUUGUUUUGUCCUGCAAAAUACGAUGAUGAACUGAUCACAAACAUCAAUGUAGCUAGUUAGCUAGUUGCACUGUUAUUUAUUGUUUUUAUUCUAUGGAGCACCCCAACCUCAGCUUUUCACAGUGCAAUGUACUUGUACAUAAAUCUUGUGAGAAUAAACAUCUUGAAUCUUGAAGCGUUAGCCUUGCUAUCGCUCAGGUUAGUGGAGCAGGGUUCAAAACCAACGGCACUACAUCGUCCAGGGCUUGCAGGGGCCGAAUUAGAAUUAGGCCGAAUUUUCAAGAGGUCCCCCGCUAGAUGAUAAUUUUGAACUAAAUGGGACCCUUGUGGGUGUGUAACUCUGAGAGUAUACAAAAGGAACCAAAUGGACCCGGUAGUGUCCAUUAUUUUUACACUCUAAAUUAAUCAACAAUAACUUUAGCCUCUCAAAAAGGGACAUAUCUUUUCAAAUAUGGCUCUGCAGGCUAAUAUGUGUGAGUUUGGAGGUGUUGAUAGGAAAACGUUUAAGAACCACUGGCUUAUACUGAUUGAAACCGACCCAUGUUUAGCCCAGGGACCAACAAAUGUGUAUUUGGGACAAAUGUGCCUUAUCCACAAUGAGUUCAUUGAAAAAGGCUUCAAAGCUCCCCAGACCUAUUUGGAAUGAAUUAUUUUAGCCUUCAUAUAGCAUAAUAGUGGGCGGGGUUUGCUGGUUCCACUAAAACGAGCCCCAUUCAUUUUCACCACAGGCUUUUACAAAAAUAUUUAUAACAAUUAUUUUUAACUUAGAACCAAGCCAUCCAGCUUUCCAGUGAAUCAUGACCAUGAAACCUUUGAUUCCAUGAAAAGAAAAAAAGAAACGCUAAACAAAGGAUAUUUAUGAAAUGAAGUAUAUCAAAUAAUUAAAUAUUCAAAUAUUUCUUUUCACAGAACCAAAGGUUUCAUGGUCAUGAUUGACUGGAAUCCUGGAUGGCUUGGUUCUAGGUUUAAAAUAAUUGUUAUAAAUACUUUCGUCAAAGCCUAUGGUGAAAAUGAAUGGGGCUUAUUUUAGUGGAACCAGUAAACCCUGCCCACUAUUAUGCUCUAUUGGAGUCUCUGUGCCACACACCAGUAUAGUGGCAAAUAUGGUUUACAGCACUGUUUCCUAGACAGUGGGUCGGGACCCAUUGGUGGGUCAGACAUAUGUGGUGAUCAUGUUCUUUUCCAACAUUUAUCAAUCUAUAUCUUUCCAGAUUUGACGAAAAUAAUACAUUUAAAAAACAAACAAAUCUUAAAAAAGAAAAAACGCAAAUAUUAAAUAUGUAUUAAGAAACAGUGAAAAUAGCCAAUCUACAAGCUCUCAACAUGGUGUGUACUGAUUGAUGCGAAGGGUUAUGUCACAUUAGGUCCAAUUGAAACAUUCAACUUGUGCUUAUGCCAUUACUCAGUGUUAUAGCUGGCAAACACAACAUUAGUAACAAGCAAUUUUGGUUAACUAAUCAGCAUUUGUCAUCUCUGUUUCAGGAAACCCUGUGUCCCAGUCGCCCACUGCUGAGCUGGCAGCAAAGAGGAUGCGCACACAGCUAGAGAAGGCCAAGAAUAAUGAAGCUUCUCAAGCUAAAGUGAUUGAGAAGUUAACGAAAGAGAAGGAAGACCUUCUGGCUGAAGUGGCCAAAUGUAAGUACUCCACUUGUAUUCAAUUACAUUAGACAGGACAACUAUCCACUCGUCCUUGACUCUUUGCCCUGUUACCCCCCAAACUGUGGAACAAACUCCCAGUUGCACUUAGAACUACAGACUCAAUGGUUAGUUAAUUUUGCAAACUUCAAAUAGGCUAUUUGCAGUUCUGUUCUACUGUAGCCUAGAGUUAUUAGUUUUAAGAACCUUGUUAACCAGUAAAAUCACUCUCAGCCCCACUGCUCCUUUUUGUAGUUUGUGAUGUGAUAUAGGCCUUGCUACAUGCUCAGUGUUUGUGCUGUUGUAUUCCCUAAGAUGCCCCUCUCUAUUGUGUCUAAUGCGUUAUUUGUCUUUGUAUCUAUUGUUUUGCUUUCUUAGAUAAGAAAAAAAGUACCAAGGCAAAUGAAGAAGAGUAUGCAUCCAGUGACUCCCAGAUUUCCACAACCUCCACAUCUUCCUCUUUGUCAUCCUCCUACUCUUCAACCUCAGAGGAGGAGAGAAAGAAGAAAGGGAAGAAGAUGAGGAAGAAAGGGAAGACACAGAAACGGCCAAAAAGGAAGAAGGCAAAGUCCAGUAAGGAAAAAGGAAGACGCAGAGGUAACUGUGCUUUGCAAACAUGACCUUUUUGGUGACCACAACACACACACACCUGCGCUCUUUCCUAAUAACUUGUACUUUUGCUUUAUGGUGUCAACUUAUUUUUGAAUAUAAGAUCUUUCAGGCUUUUGUUAGCUUAAAGGGUACAACCGUGUUACGUAUUUUGGUGUCAAAACGCCUGUUGUAUCAAGAAAAACUACAGAAAUGACAGCAGAGAUCUACAGCUACAAUCGUAGGUCUGCUAUAUCAAAUUUCAUAAAACGAUUUUUCUCUUUGUAUUUUUCAUUUCAGCAAUGAAUCCUCAGCAGGUGGUUGAGAGGUACAAGAAGGUGCUGGGUCACUUCCAGUAGGGCAAAAAUCUAUCUGAGAGCUACAAUGCUGUGGACGUCAACAAAAACACCAUUACAACCAGCGCCUCCAUUCCAGAGCUCGCCAUAUCCGCACCGGAUAAAUAUGCUGACGUUCUGCAGGGCUAUUCUAGGUCGCAGAAGCUGAAUGUAUUUGUGCAGGAAUGUUCAAAGGUCCUCAGUGAGGACCCCGAAUUGAUGGCUAAGGUAGAUAAGCUUAAGGAUGAAGGGAAACUACUCCCGAUCUCAAAGAGAACAUAAUCUCCCUUUUUUUUUUUUCUUUUUCGGAUCACAGUUUUAAGGGCAAGGUCACACCACACUUUUAUUCUUCCUAGCACUCCAUUUACCUCUUUAAAUACAUUGGCAGAAUCUGUCCUUAUAGGUGGAAUAAAAGUGUGGUGUGACCAUACCUGAAGUAGGUUACCUCCAGUCCAGAUAUUUAAAUUGUUUUAAAGGGUGUGUUGGCUACUUAAAAAAUGGAGGUCCCUCACACUGUCUUCACUCACAGGAGGAGGUUAUUAGGCAUCAGAUAAAUAUUAUAGUAGCUUAAUGAACUACUCCUGUGAGUGAAAAUGGUGUGCAGUAUUUCCUUUAUUAUUAUUAUUUUAUUUCUACUGCACCGAUUUCCUGUCCUGGUGCUGAAAAGGACUUUAUAUUGCACUAAUUGCCCGUUCUCUACAAAGGACGUUGUUCAAAGUGUGUACAUUAUUAUUUUUCUUCUAUUGCACUGAUUUCCUGUCCUGGUGCUGAAAAGGACCCUCCUAUAUUGCACUGAUUGCCUGUACUCUAAGUGUUUACAUUUUAUAGGAAAAUGCUCCGUUCAACUGUCAGGGUAAAUGUUUUAUAAAUUUAUAUUGGAAUUAAAUGUUAAAUGCUGUUCUCUACACCGUUACGUCUGUCACAUUUAUUGUGGUACAAGAUUGUUUAAAUCUUUCUCUGAUCAUUGUGUUAAACAUGAAAUAAUGUAGAAUACUUGGUCUGUAAGGCAAUCUCUUGGACUAGUUGGACAGGGCACACCAUAACAUAUGCAAAUGUUUUUUAUAUUUUUUAAUCCUUAGCACUGUCUCACAAAUCAUUUGCGAAACAUGAGAAUUCUAGUUGUGUGUCGUGUCAGCACCCAUGAAGGCCGGGAAGGUAGAUAUUUUGAAGUGUCAUCCAUUUGGCCAGGCAUGGGCUCUUCAAGAUAGGGGCCAAACAUCACCUCAGAUGUGUGUAGGUUUGCCUCUUUAUCAACAGUUUGAAUAGGCUGCUCAUCUUCUUCUAACAUGUCCUUCAGUUGUAUAUUGUUGUUCAUAUUUGAUUUUCCCCCCAUCAUAUUCUUCAUCAUCCUUAUCUUUUGGUGCAUUCUUAUGUACUGGGGCCUUUGUGCACAGGUAAAAUCUCAACACUCCCAUUCUAAGUAUGCUGUACAGUUCUCCAACUGUAAUAGCUUCAUCAAAAAUAGUUUCCUCCUGAUAGUCUAAUAUGUCAUGGCUAAAUGCUGCAAAUUUCCCUACUUUAUUUUGUCCUUUUGGGAAGAAAUAUUCUUUGGCAUACUGUGAUAUGCCCUCUUUUUCUGAUUGUCUGGGGACAUCAAGCUGGCCAGAUGUCCAGUUUGCUUUGAAUUGAAAAAUAUCACACACUCGCGUCACAUCACUGUUAUCGUGGCUGUUAGUGACGCCCAAGAGUGAGAGAUAGUAGGUAGCCUAUGCAAUAAAAAUGUUAUCAAAUGCUGAACUCAUGGCAACUAAUUAUUGUCGUUGUUGACGUUUAUAACAGUUUUUUCUGUUUCCUUGAAAUUUAGCCUUUAAACAUAGAGAUCAAGUUUAUUUCAGUGAAAACAUUUUUUUAUAACUGGACAACACACCAGAUAUACAGAGAAGGUUCUGAUGUACCUGAGCAAGAUAUACCUUUAGUUCAAUGUAUCUGAAGUCAGACUCUCAUACUGAGACAUUUUCUGUGCUCAUCCAUUUUCUCACUCUAUGAAUUUACUUUUAGUCACAGGUCGGCUUCUCAACCUUGCUGCCAUGAUUUCAUGUUUCCUGCAAUAUCUCCCUAUAUUUAGUUGAAACUGUUGGUAGCAGAUCCCACCUGAGAUAGAUUUCUUGUCAGAUAUUCCAUAUCUCCUUAGAGAGCUUUGACAGAAAACCGGUAGAAACCAGCUCAUUACCUUUUGAGCUUUAAAAUAAUUCUCUUGUAGGAAUAAGUGGCUAUAUUUUAGAGCACAAAACAUAAACUUGUGUGAAUAAGUCAUCAAAAACCUCCUGUGGACAGGUGUUGGGUCUUACUAAAAGAUAAUGAGCAUGGUAUGGUUUGAAUUUAUCAUAAAUGUCUUGAGAUUAAUAUUUGAUCAUUAUCUUAAAAUGACAUUGAUGCACUGGGAUAUAGGACAACCACCUACUUUGAAUAAAAUGGAAAUAACAGAAACCAACGUUUAAUUUAGAAAUUCAACAUUAAGUCAAUCUUGAAUCAUUUUUUUGUCAAUUUCAUAUGUCAUAUAAUGCAACAAUCUGCAUGCAUUUUUAAGUUGUCCCAAUAAAGGAGUUUUUGGGUGAAUCCUACAAUUCUUUAAUAGUUAAACCUACUUAAUUAGCUUAUUACAACCAACAUGAUUUGUUUUGCUCUCUUCAAGCUUAAUUAGGUUGGACUAACUUAAUUUUCAGUUAAAAGUUUUUGUGAUAUUUAUUUGUCCUCACAACUAAACGACUAGUACGCUGAACUGAAUGCAACUCUUUACUCUUUUUAUAAAAGACUAUUAAACAACGCAUGGCCACAAGAUAAUAAGUCAUGUCCACGAGAAAGUUAUUAUGUGGCCACAAGAUAAUUUACCUUCAGUAGUAUCUGUCAGUUUUAGAGUAACGCUGCUUAUUAUUCAUGAAUAAAGUUAAUUUUAUUCUGUUUUUGUGUUCAAGAGUAGCUUUGUUGUUACCGUCAUGGUGAGUGUAAUGUCAGUAAUAAUGCUUUGACAGGCUGGAGGAGCUCAUGUCUACCUGAAGCCGGACAUGUCAGUGUUGCUAAAUGAAAAAGGGUAGUAUUUCUAAAUACUGUAGUGACCCUGCAGUAAUGUUCCUAUUAAAAUGUUUAAGUGUC
Molecule: messenger RNA, 5848 nt
Organism: Xyrichtys novacula (pearly razorfish)
Lineage: Eukaryota; Metazoa; Chordata; Actinopteri; Labriformes; Labridae
Source: the annotation of a GenBank genome assembly